Camelina sativa (false flax) is the source of this 843-nucleotide messenger RNA. The record is from RefSeq and is a predicted model, not a curated record. Lineage: Eukaryota; Viridiplantae; Streptophyta; Magnoliopsida; Brassicales; Brassicaceae.
AUGGUGGAAGGAGGAAGAAGAAGAAGAAGAAGAAGAAGAAGAUCCUCUGAAGUCGUUAUCCUCUUACUUUUACUCUCACUCUUCCUCUGCUUCUCCGUCGCGUCUCCUCGAUCUUUCUCUGAUUCGGAUCUGUUCGAAGAAACCGUUUCCGUCAACUCCUCUUCCGUCGUCGCAUCUCUCAACGGUUCUUCUUCUCUUGUUAAACCCAAGGAAGGUAGCUUCGCCGACAUCAUCGAUCGUGCUCUCGAGAAGGAGUUCAACGAAAGCGACCAGAACGAAGUGACUGAUCCUGGAAGCUUCAACAACAGUGUAGCUGGACAGCAGGCUGUUCUGGAAACUGUAGCCAGAGUAAAGUCAACAAAGAAAAAUGAGACGAAAGAGGAAAAGCAUUUUCAACUCCAUGACGUUUUCAACUUGAACAAUGAUAACAGAGCUGAGGACACUCCUACUCUGAUUGAUCGAAAAGACAAUGUCUUCAUCAUAUCCAAUUCCAAGUCAAAGUAUCCAGUGUUGCAGCUAGACCUGAGACUGAUUUCAGACCUGGUGGUUGUUAUUGUAUCUGCAACUUGUGGUGGUAUCGCCUUUGCUUGUGCUGGACAGCCGGUGAUAACUGGAUAUUUGCUAGCAGGAUCAAUCAUCGGGCCUGGAGGAUUGAACCUUAUCAGUGAGAUGGUCCAGGUUGAAACAGUCGCCCAGUUUGGUGUGGUAUUUCUGCUCUUUGCUUUGGGUCUAGAGUUCUCCACUGCUAAGGUUGAAACAGUCGCCCAGUUUGGUGUGGUAUUUCUGCUCUUUGCUUUGGGUCUAGAGUUCUCCACUGCUAAGCACCUUUCCUCUUCUAUGUAG